Molecule: messenger RNA, 296 nt
Organism: Staurois parvus
Lineage: Eukaryota; Metazoa; Chordata; Amphibia; Anura; Ranidae
Source: the annotation of a GenBank genome assembly
UCUGGGCACAGGUGUGUGACACUGCAGAGUGGCACAGGUGGAUGCACUGCUGGGCACAGGUGGAUGCACUGCUGGGCACAGGUGGGCAGAGCUAGUGGGCGCACUGCUGGGCGGAACGUGCGGGUGGCACUGCUGGGCACCGAUCAUCAGGGCACUGAUCAUCAGUGCCCUGAUGAUCGUGUGAGGAAAGUGCAGCCGAGAACCGGCACUUGCAUUUCCCUCUGAUGAGCGUGUCAUUGGACACCGCUGAUCAGGUGGUAAAAGGCCGCUGUGAUCGGCUGUGUCCGUAGGAUCAG